Ophidiomyces ophidiicola is the source of this 1233-nucleotide messenger RNA. RefSeq lists its product as uncharacterized. The coding region runs from base 1 to 1233 and encodes 410 amino acids. The record is from RefSeq and is a predicted model, not a curated record. Lineage: Eukaryota; Fungi; Ascomycota; Eurotiomycetes; Onygenales; Onygenaceae. The transcript has 5 exons.
AUGGCCACCGAGGAUCUGCUGCCGCCUCUGUUGCCCGUCGAUGCGCAGCACCAUGGCGCCUGGGUGGUCAUUGCGGCGGCGAUGGGCCUGACCAUCACGCUUGCUUCGUUGUCUAUACGCCUCUAUGUGCGGCUUUCCAUCAGCCCUUCGUUUGGCAUAGACGACAUUGUAUUUCUGGCCGCUACGAUCUGCACUGUCAUACAAAAUGGAACCAUAUUCAGCGCAGUUUCAAAAGGCUUCGGCAGUGCCAUAGAACAGAUAGCACCCGGCAACUUGCAGUACGUCCAAAAGGCAUUGUUUACAGCAGACUUCUUCUAUCUGGUCGCCUUGUAUCUCACCAAAUGCUGCGUCGUCACUGUUUUUCUGCGUCUCACGCCGGUCAAAAGCCACAACUGGGCGACUUGGGCAACGUUUGCAUUCUCGACAGCCUGGAUGAUUGCUUCAGUGCUAUUGGUUGGCAUCAACUGCGCACUAAACAUGCCUUUCGAGGCCCUUGGGGGAAAUUGCCCCAGCCUGUUUCUGCGAUGGCAGCUUAUUAGUGCGUUCGACAUUAUGAUUGAAGGCUGUCUCUUCUGCCUUGCGGUUUACCUCGUGUUCGGGCUUCAGAUGUCGAUGGCACGGAAGCUGGUCGUUCUCAGCACAUUUGGCUCUCGAAUACCACUCGUUAUCUUUGUUGGGUUCCGGCUACAUGUUUUUAACAAAGGAUAUAGAGCACCCGACCGGUCCCUGGAUAUGGUUGACACAGCUGUUUGGACACAAAUAGCGCUUCAUUUCAGUGUUAUUGCUUGCACGAGCUACUGCUUGAAGCCAUUCAUGGCCGCGGUGAGCACCAACUAUGGCGUUGCCGGUGGCACAAGCAGCGGGACAACAGGUGGGACCAGCAGCUACCGAAAACGACAUGGCUAUGCGACGGACGAGGCUGAGCGGUCUGCGACCGGCAGCUAUGCGCUCAAAGAGCUGGGGAAUAAUAACGCUGCAGGCAAAUUGCGAAGCUUCGACCACGCCGAUGCUCAAGGCAACACGCACGAGCCGGGAGGGCCCGUGUUUAGAUGCGACGAGGCUAGCCAUCAGGCGGCGGUGACGGCAGCCAGCAUCGCCAGCAACGAGAGCACGAAGAUGAUCAUCAAAAAAGACGUGGCGUACACGAUCCAAUACGGGCCGCGCGAAAACCCCAAGGCACAUUGGGACGAAGACGACGAUGGGCCAGUUAGCAGGAGCGCCUGGGGCCCGUGA